This is a messenger RNA of Erpetoichthys calabaricus (reedfish), 2405 nucleotides long. RefSeq lists its product as uncharacterized. Bases 172 to 1017 code for a protein of 281 amino acids. NCBI's taxonomy places the organism in Eukaryota, Metazoa, Chordata, Cladistia, Polypteriformes, Polypteridae. The record is from RefSeq and is a predicted model, not a curated record. The transcript is spliced from 7 exons.
UGUUAGACAGGUUAUCCAAAGAAACAAGGCAACUUCAUAUUUCAGUUAUAAUAGCAAACAGGUGAGUGGGUGGGGCCAUCAUACCAGAAGCAAGGCAGAUCUCAAUAUCUGUCAUUCUUAGCCAGCAACAAAAAGACUACAGGCGAACUGUGUACAGGCAACUACCAGAAAAUGUUUAAAAUUACUUACAAGGAUGACUGGACAACUAAACGAAGAUCAACUGCUUAUGCUGAAGAUGCAAAGAGAAAACAAUUUGAUAAAGCACAACAAGAAAAACAAGAAAUGCAGAGAGAACUUGAAGACUUAAGAAGACGUGUUCAAGUGUAUGAGAAGAGCAAGACUAACACAGAAAAACUAAUCCAAGAAAAUAAAGCUUUACAAAAAGAGCUCAAUGAAUGUAAAAAGAGGUGCAAAACCAUGGCUCUAAAACAAAUGCGUUUCAGUGGGGUUACAUCUGAAAAUCUUAAUGAUCCAUACAGAGAGACUGAGCUUGUGAAGAUGUACGAUAAUCUGAAACAGUCUUGGUUGGUACUAAGACAAAAAGCACUUCAAUCAAGGAAAAGAACAUCUGAGGAAAUCAAUAUUCUUGGUGCACAAAUCCUGCAGAAAUCUUUCCAGGUUUCCCAUGAUUAUAUAAAUAAAAUAAUGGAUAGUAUUCAGCAAUUGUUGUUACUUGACCCUUGCGAUUCCCAAGAUGGAAAAUUUCAACAAGUGUGUAAGUACAACAAACAAAUCCUCCAAAAGCAACUGAUUUUCCGUGGUAGAAGUUCCUACCAAGAUGAAUUAAAGAUAAUCUGCAUAGGUCAUAAUUUACAGAACCCUGGAGACAGCUGCUUUCAAGACUUUGUGGCGGAGUGUUUCAAAGUUGCAAGUUUAAUGUUCCUUCAUGACCCUGCACUCUCACCAAAUUGGAACAUUCCACGACAAAAGGACAGAAUGAUAUUCCCUGCAAUCACCAAUGGCUGCAGUGAACUUUACCCUGCAGAAAUUGUUUCAUAUAGUCUGGACAAAAAGUAGGAGCAAAUAUAUAAAAGGUAUACAGUCAGAUGUCUUGAGUGAAGACAAACAGCCUUUAGUUUAUAAAUUUCCUUUCAAUAGGUAACACCCUCUGAAAUAUGAAGGUGUACCACAAAUUAUUUUUUAUUCCUUACCACAGAAGCACUGACAGAUUACAAGACUUGCUUGAGGCCACAAAGUCAUUGAAACAACAACCUUUUGCUUUAAAGUUCUCUGAUUUUGUCACUAAAUCACACAAAAUGCAUAUAUUCUAAAUCUGGUCUGAUUGAUGUAUCAUGAAGCCAAGGACAUGUACAAGGAAAUUCUACUGCAAUUGAUCAAAUAAAUAGGCAGUGAUUAUUAUAUAUCACAAGUGAUAAUUAUGUUUUGACAGCUUCUGUCUCACAUUGCUCUAGUAAUUCUACAUUGUUACCAAAAUAUAUUUCUUCAGAAACUAAUGUUACAUUUUCUUUUAUAUAUGUAAUUAUUAUUUGUGGCCUGGCUAAUAACUGAGUAGACUGCAAUAACAAAAGGAAUAAUUCUAAACUAAAGAUUUACAAAAGUGCAUGUUUUAAACACAGUAAGUGUCCACAUAGAAAGGUGAAAAAGCAUGAGUUAUAGUUUUGAUAAAAAUGGAAAAAGCCUUUCGCUGCAGAAAUAGGUCAGUUAGUUGUUUUUCUUGUUUAAUUACACAUUUUGUUUAAUGUGAUCAAGUCCAAGUUUAAUAUGAAAGCAAAAAUUCUGCAUUCUUAAUGGGUCAGGGACACCAUUUUAAACCUCAAAGCUCCCCACUCUCAGAUGCCACUAUAUUUUAAAACAUGGAUAGUGUAAGAGGACAACGGGCAUCCUAACUGGGAAGGAGGGUGUUUUUUACCCGGAUGGGAAGCCAGAGCAGAAGGACACAUGGAUUGGCUGGUGGGGCAAGAAAAUAACUUUGUGUCUGACAUUUAUCAAAUAACGGAUGGAUCAACGAUAGCUAGGAAUCAGGAGCAAUCCCAUCCAGUAUAUGCUAGGUGGCGGUAGUCCUCACAUGAAAUCCCACUUGGGACACCCACAGGGGUACUUGGGAUAUGGAGUUCGGAAGUGAAGCCCUGUCAGAGUCCCUGGGGAUUGAUAGAGGGAGGACAUCCAUACUUUUUCAAUGGCCCGAAAGUGCUUUCAGGAAGACACUGCAUUGCACUAGAAGCCUUUGUUUUGAAAGUGACCAGUUUUUGACACAAGUAUAAUGGAGUAAAGUGAAAUCCACACAAAACAUGCUGCAAUAUUUUUAGGGAGUGUUUCUAAAGUGUGUGCAGUAGUGGAUUGGUGUUAAUGCUGUCUCAUGAAAAUUGAUCAAAUAUGUUAAUGCAAAGUCGAUAUGUCUCAGAUUAAAAUGUGUAUACGCAUUCCACUGCUGAAAAAGCAAAUAA